AUGACAGAGACGGGGCUCGACAGCGGUCAAGACAAGGCACGACGGCGGAGAUGGGGCGCAGUGUCGGAGACGAGGCUAGCCCUAAACUCUGAUUUCACUAAGGAGAGGGAAGCGGUAGAGGAUAAACAGGGCGCAACAGCGGUAGAGAUGCGGCACAUAGACGGAGACGAGGCGCAACAACAAAGACGAUCAAAGAUAAUUCUCGGCAAGAAACGACGUGCAUUUAUUAGAAGAAAUCCUUUGGAGGGUCACAUACGUCUCUUCAAUGACUACUUUGUUGAUGCAUUGGUAUAUCCUCCUAAUAUAUUAAGGAGGAGGUUUCGGAUGAAUCAUGACCUCUUUCUUCGAAUUCUUAACAAUGUGGAGAAUCAUGAACCAUACUUCGUUCAAAGAAGAAAUGCUAUUGGAAUGCUUGGGUUUUCUUCUUUACAAAAGGUGAUUGUCGCCAUGAGGAUUCUUGCUUAUGGAGUUGGAGCUGAUCUCAUGGAUGAGUAUGUAAGAAUUGGAGAAACCACGGCAAUAAAGAGCAUGAAACUUUUUGUCAAAGCGAUAAUCUCGAUCUUUAGAGAUGAGUACUUGCAGUCUCCAAAUAGCAAUGACAUUGCUAGAUUGCUAACAAUCGGUGAGAAACGGGGAUUUCUAGAACUUGCUGAAGGUCAUACUCCUAAAGUUAGCUACUCAAUCAAUGGCCACGAUUAUACUAUGGGAUACUAUCUUACAGAUGGAAUCUAUCCUUCAUGGUCUACAUUUGUCAAAACCAUUCCAACACCACAAGGUCGUAAAAGGCAAUUGUUUGCAUCAGCUCAAGAAUCUAUGAGGAAGGAUGUCGAGCAAGCAUUUGGAGUUCUACAGGCAUGCUUUGUAAUUGUUCGUGGACCAGCAUGGUAUUUUUCUCAAUCUGUACUAAAAGAUAUUAUGAUGGCCUGCAUAAUAUUACACAACAUGAUCGUUUAA
Zingiber officinale is the source of this 954-nucleotide messenger RNA. RefSeq lists its product as uncharacterized. The transcript is spliced from 3 exons. NCBI's taxonomy places the organism in Eukaryota, Viridiplantae, Streptophyta, Magnoliopsida, Zingiberales, Zingiberaceae. The coding region runs from base 1 to 954 and encodes 317 amino acids. The record is from RefSeq and is a predicted model, not a curated record.